AUGGCUGACGACUCAACCAAAAAACAUUCUUCCAAGGAUGGAAGCACUAACGAUACUUCCAGUCCCUUUUUUAUUCAUCAUUCAGACCAUCCAGGAAUGGUCAUAGUUUCCAAGCUUUUGAAUGGAGAUAACUAUGGGACAUGGUGUCGUUCCAUCAAGAUCUCUCUGAGUGCCAAGAAUAAACUUGGUUUUGUCGAUGGAUCUGUCAAAAGACCAUCAGUGAAGAUUGAUCCAGAAGGUUUUUCCCUAUGGCGGCGCUCCAAUGACAUGGUCCUAUCUUGGAUCCUGAACUCACUCGAACAAGAUAUAGCCGAUAACGUGAUUUAUUCAGACACAGCCUAUGAUAUUUGGCAGGACCUUGAGGAACGUUUCUCCCAAAGCAACGCACCCAGGAUUUUCCAAAUUGAGCGUGACAUAGCUUCACUUACUCAAGAUCAGAUGACCGUCGCUGCGUAUGACACAAAGUUGAAAGGUCUCUAG
Molecule: messenger RNA, 480 nt
Organism: Prunus persica (peach)
Lineage: Eukaryota; Viridiplantae; Streptophyta; Magnoliopsida; Rosales; Rosaceae
Exons: 1
Coding region: 1-480 (159 amino acids)
Source: RefSeq, a predicted model, not a curated record